Molecule: messenger RNA, 9755 nt
Organism: Ostrea edulis (European flat oyster)
Lineage: Eukaryota; Metazoa; Mollusca; Bivalvia; Ostreida; Ostreidae
Exons: 29
Coding region: 213-8570 (2785 amino acids)
Biological process (GO): DNA-templated transcription
Cellular component (GO): nucleus
Molecular function (GO): protein binding
Source: RefSeq, a predicted model, not a curated record
GGUCCAGCCAUUUUCUACACUUAUUGCAUACCGUACUUUAAACAUGGCGACUGGAAGCACUGUUGAAUCGAAUGUGAUUAUUGAAUGACACGCAUUAAUUACUGAUAUUUCGUUUUCUUUUUUAUCUGCAUUAUUCCAUUAUCUUGUAAAAACACUGGACAAACGAUAGGAUAUCUUCAAACAGUCGCUGGAAUGCAAAAGGUAGAAAGUAAAUGGAGAUGUCGACUAAAAACAAUGAUACCUCAAGCACUUCCGGUCCCGAAGUAGCUCCAACUGUGUCAGAAAGUAACAGUGUGUCCAGGUCUGAACCCCCAGCCAAUGGUGUGGAACCCACCGAUAUCAGCUGGCCGGUAGAGGACAAGAAUCCUUUCAGUGGAUUUUCUGAGGAGCACCUUAGCAAACUGGACGAAUUUCUCUCAUCAGAAGAGGCUAAGAAAAUCCUACAGCAGACGACAGAGGGUGAUUUCUCCAGCACAAUGGCUGAACUCGAAUCAGCACCACCAUCUGAUGCUGACCAAGUCUUGGGAGAAGACAUCCUGAAAAUGCUAGAUAAUGGAAAUAUGCAUUCCACCAACUUGGAUCAUCCGUACUGUGUGAAAGUGCCCAAGAUGAACAUUUCAAAUGUAGUGAUAACUAACUCUAAGGUAGUGGUUGUGGCAAAUCCGGGAGCACAGUCGCCUGUGGUGCCCUCUCUCACUGCAGACACCACAGAAACCACCACCACCCCCAUCACUUCCCCGAGGAAGUCGGCCAGAAUUUCUCUCCGACGAGAACCAGAGGGAGACACAAAAGCAGAGAGCGAGGGAGGAUCUCCUAGUACAGGGUUUGUUGGAGCAGUGCACCCUGGGAUUGUUCAGCCAGGAUUUGUGGGAGCAGUGCAUCCUGGGAUUGUUCAGCCUGAGCAUGCUGGUGUAGGGAGAGGAAGGGGUCGUGGCAGGAAAAGCCUAAUUCCUGAAGAAACACAGACCAAUAUCAGGAGGUCGAGUCGCGUCAGUGAUAAGGAGCAGAGAGACCUGGCAGAGAAGAUUAGACAAGAGAAUCUACUCCAGGAGAAGGCAGCAUUAGAAGCUCUGAAAAAGCAGGACAAGCCAGAACAGGAGGAGGAGCCUGCUAAGACUGUACCAAGAAGAGGAAGGCCCCCGAAGACUGAGCCUCUAGACACACCCGAAUCGGCACCCAGAGGAAUCAAAGCCUCUGUAGCAAAGAAAAAGAGGGGAAAGAAGUCUCAAGAUGAAUCUCAGAAUGAGGAAGAGAGCAGUGAAGAAGAAAGCCUUACUCCUAAAGGACAGAGAAAUUCUCCAAGAACCUCAGCCAGAACUACGAAGGGGAAGAAAGGGAAAAGGGGUGAGGAGGAACUGGAAGAAUCUUCAGCAACUGACACAGAAAAGAAGGGGGCAGGGAAAAACAAGGAAGAUUCGGAACUGGAAGAAACUCCAGUGAGGAGGAGUGGAAGACGGAAGAAGGAGAUGACGGACAGUGAAAGUGAGUCACCAAAGGAUUCGGGGAAGAGGCUGACGAGGAGUGGACUGAAGGAGUCCUCUGAUGCAGACGCUUCCCCUCCAAAGGGGAAGAAAGGGGGAAAGAAGGGGAAGGGGAAAAAAGAAGAUGUGAAGGAGGAUGAGAGUGGAAAGGGGAAGAAGAAAGGCAAAGGGAAAAAGGUGGAAGAUUCAGAAAGUGAAGAUGAUGUACCACUCCAGGAUAUUAAAAAGAAAGCAAGUCCAAAUGAACAGUUACCAAAAAAGAAAGGUAAAGGAAAGGAGGAAGAUGACGGAAAGUCGGACCAUGUCCAGAAAGCUUCAGCCCUGCAAACUCCGGUGCGAAAAUUAACUCAAGAUAAAAACUCCGAUGACUCUCCAAGGAGCAUUUUUAAAAUGUUUGAAAGCGGAUUGAUUCAGGAGGAUCAACAGGUGACCACAGAAACCGACCAACCUGCUGUGUCUUCUUUAGUGACUGAGGUUCUAGAACUACCCAUUACCUCUGGGAAGAAAUCAGAAGAAGAUGAAGGCCUUCCUUUAUCAGAUCCUGGCACGACUGGACAGAGUGAUCAAAUAAGUGUAAUUGUUUCUAAAGAUUCUGACCAAGUGAUAGUGGAGUGUGAAGCCAAAGUGGAGGAAGUUAAUUAUGAGGAUUUCAUUACAGCAAUAGGAGAGCCCAAAGUGAUAGCAAAAAAAGAAACCGUGGAGGGUGAAACGAAGCCCGCGAAACCUGUGAAAAAGAAAACAAAGAAGUCAGAAGAAAUCAAGGUGGAUCAGAGUAUGCUGGAUUUGUUCAAACCUGAUGUUGAUGUGUCUAGCAAGAAAAAGGGUGGUGUUGGUGGGAAGAAGGGUGCCCCUUCAGCUCCAGAUCCUGCUAAAUUAGGGGAAAAGCCAGGUGACACCAAGCAAAAGUUGACAGAAUUUGAAAAAGUUUCCUGUCACAAAUCCUCAGAUCCUGGCAAAUCAGUGAAAGUGACCGGGGGUGAAAAGACUAGAAAAGAUUCAGAGAAGGAAACAUCACCUCAUGGAAGGAUUCGUCGAGAUUCUGAAAAGGAUAAGAUAAAGAAGGAUGUCAAGAAAAGUGAGACUCAUGAUAAAUCUGAGAAAGAUAAGCAAGAUAGAAGUGAAAGUGACGUAAAACAUGAUAAAAAGGGAGCUAAGGAUGUGAAAGUUAAGGUAGGUAAGGAAAGGAAGAAAGUGAAAUCUGAUCAAGAAUCCGACGUAGUGGAGAAGGCUUCCACAAAGAAUGAAAAUUCAAUAACCAUGACAACUGAAGACACAGAGAAAACUGAACAAAAACAAUUAAAAACAGAUACGAAAGAGGAGAAGGUUAACAAAGAAAGUGAGAGUGUGGAGGUGAAAGAUUCUGAAUUGGAAAGUGAAAGCAGAAGUAUAGGCAUAGAAAAGAAAGAAGUGAUAGGAAGUGAGAUGUCGGAAAGUGAAGUGAAAGUAGAAAACAAGGAGGACACAAAAUCAGAAAGCGCGAUUAUCCCUGAGGAUAAAAGUGAUGUUCACGACAAGAAAGAAACCAGCAAAGAAAAGGUCAAAGAAAAGUUGGAAAAAGAAGAAACAGUUUCUCAAAGUUCUAAGAAAGCAGAGGAGAACGAUGGGAAAGAACAUGAAGAAGUGAAGGUCACUCCAGGAAGCAGGGGUCAAAGAAAAGCUAAACUGAAGUUCCUGAAGGAAAAACUGCCAGAAAUGACUGAAAAAGAGAAAAGACCAAAGAAGAAGAAACUAGUUAAAGACAAAAAACCAGCUGUGGAGGUAGAGGGAAAAGAAAUGGACAGUGAUGAGAGUGACGAGCUGGUUUUUAAGGACGAUGAAAAUGACUCUGACUAUGAGGCACCAAAUCAAAAGUACUGCAUAUGUAAACAGCCUUAUGGCAAAAGGUUUAUGAUAUGUUGCGACUCUUGUGAGAACUGGUAUCAUGGUUCGUGUGUUGGCAUUACGAAAGCGAAGGGCAAGGAAAUGGACAAGAACAACGAAGAGUACAUGUGCCCCCCAUGUAAAGAGAAGCAGACGUCUGGUAAAGGGAAGACAAUUCAACAUGCAGAUAGCACAGUGUCUAGUGAUAAAGAGGAGAAGCAGAGGAAGAUGUCUAAAGGAGACAGACCAGGAAGUGCGGAUAAGAGAAAGGAAGGGGAGCCGGAAAAACACGGAAAGGGAGAGCACCAGGAGAAAUCGGGGAGGAAAAACUCAGAAAGGUCAGAUGGGGAGAAGUCCAAGAGGAAGACGGAGCAUCACGCAGAGACGCCUCACAAAAAGAAGAAGGAGGAUAAAUCCAAUGGAAGCAGUCCUUUCACAAAAGUUCGACCUGGUGAUGAAAAAAGAAAACAUUCUCUUGACUCGAGAACAUCAGAAUCGCACUCCAAGAACAGGCACGACAGAGAGAGAUCUCAUUCUGUGUCUAAAGAACGAAGACGUGGGGAUUCCACCUCAGGAAAAGACGUGACCUCUCAGAGAUGUGUGAAUUCUAACUGUAACAAGUACGCUAAGCAAGAAUCUGUAUAUUGCUGCACAGACUGCAUUCACCAGCACGCCAAAGACUCCCUCAGAGUUCUCAACAGAUACGACGCAAAACGGGGCAAAACACAUGGUCCCCUCUGGCGUGUUCCUGUCAGAGAGAGGAAGACUGGACGGACUUAUACGGGAUCCAGUGCCCCACUUGAGAGUGUUCUGGUCACCUGGUUGUUACAGCACCCCACAUUUGAAGUGUUACGACCCAAACUCUCCAGCACUGGCGGAAAUCAUGAUAAAUCUAGAGAUUCUCACCACAAGGAGAAAUCUAAACAUCACAAGUCCCCCUCCCAUCAUGACAGCAAGGACAGGCAUGGCGACAGCAAAGAUAAACCUAGCUAUCGAGGACCAGCCCUAGACAAGGUGUCAGAGGAGGCAAAAGGCAAGAAAGAGGACGGGCCAGACGUCGUCCGACUCAAUGUCAGGAAGUCCCUCAGAGAUGGACUCCUAAACAGGGCUGAGGGAGCCGAUGAUGUCAUGUUGUCCACCAUUGAGAUAAGAACGAUAGCCCUGAAGAUCGAGGAGGAACUAUAUUCAGUGUUCCAGGAGACGAGCCAUAAAUACAAAGCCAAAUACCGAACUCUCAUCUUCAACAUCAAGGACUCCAGAAACCAGGGUCUGUUUCGUAAGAUUCUGAAUGGCCACAUCAAGCCAAGUGACUUGGUGAAGAUGUCUCCAGAUGAGCUGGCCUCAAAGGAAUUAGCAAGAUGGAGAGAAUUCGAAACAAAACAUCAACUGGAGAUGAUCGAGGCUGUUGAGAAGGAACACAUGCUUGAGGGGCAACACAUUGUGAAGAAAACACAUAAAGGAGAAAUCGAUAUGGAUGAAGAUCUCAGCACUUUAGAAGAUAAAGGAGUAGGAAGAGAGAAGAAAGUCGACAUGUCUCAAGAAGAAGAGGCUAAUGUGGAGUCUUCGGACGUUACCAUGGAUACCACUGGUCAGCACAAGCUACACGUGUUUGACCUCAAUUGUAGGAUCUGUACGGGGAAAGUCGCACCACCAGUUGAGGAGUUGACGCCUAAAAAGGAGGUGAUGGUGGCCAAACAGGUGGCAGAAUCGCCCAAGAAAACAAAGGAGAAACAGCAGCACAAGAAAUCUGAGGAGGAGCAGAAGAAAGCGGAGCUUGUGGUGAAGGAAGUCCUAAAGGCCAUCCAGAAGGCCAAGGCAGAAGUUCCGCUGGCCGAUUCCACGGUCACCGUCAGGUCUCCAGAUUCCGCCUUGCAGUCGGGCCUAGAGAAACCAAAGUUUACUCCAUCAGGGCCCCAGUUGUGGAAGGGUUUUAUCCAGAUGCAGGAUGUUGCCAAGUUUGUGACCACUGCCUAUGCUGUGUCAGGACCUGCAGCCAAACUGGAUUUACCAGACACGAUCCAUGUGUGUGGAAGGAUCGGGCCGGAACAGAUCUGGGAUUAUUUGGCAAAGAUGAAGAAGAUAGGAUCAAAAGACAUUGUGAUCAUGAGGUUCAUUCCCGGCGGAGAUGAGGAGAAAACUCACUACAUCAACCUGUACUCCUACCUGAACAGCCGAGCCAGGUGUGGCGUGGUGGGAAACAAGGCUAAACACAUCAAAGAUUUCUACAUCCUCCCGUUGGCUUCCCACAGUCAAAUUCCAUCAGUACUCAUGCCGUUUGAUGGCCCAGGACUUGAGGAUAAUCGACCCCAUAUGCUAUUAGCAGUCAUCGUCAAACAAAAACAGAAACGUCACAGUGACCAUGAUCAUCGCCAUGACAGCAAGAAAUCCAAACAUGAUUACGAACAUCAUCGCAGUAAAAGCAGCACGAGUAAAGCAUACGUUCCCCCCAGCUCCAAAAGUUCAUCGAAAGAUUUGUCCAGACCUACUAAUAAGUCACAAUAUGAUUCUUCAUCAUCUGAAACAAGUACCCCAGCAUCAGGGGGUGGCACUCCUAAAGUUCCCCCCGUUCCUGGAGCCUCGAUGGAGAAAAGUGACCCCAUCAUAAAGGCGUACGGAAAAGGGGCGGGACUUGUUGAUGAUGAUCACGAGCAAGAGAGUAGAACAUCCCCAGAUGAUAUCCCGUAUGAUCCGGAGGACGACUCUCAACUUCCCUACAAGAAAGUCAAGAUGGAGCGACAUGACACCCCCGAAGAAAAACCCCUGCCAACAUCUGUGGCAGACCUGAUAGCCAGGAUUUCAAAGUGCAAUACCCCUACAGAGUCCACCUCUCUAACUGUGGCAGCUCUGUCCACGCUCAAGUCAACGCAGGAAAAAAGGCGGUUCCUUCUGGAUCUUACUUCCAAGGUGGAGGAACAAAAGAAACUGUUAGAGAAAAAGCAAGUGGCCAAAUUAACCGCCAGAACUUUAGUGUCUGCUAUUUAUGCCAUCAGUGCUGCGUCUAAAGCCUUGGUUCCAACAGCCAAAGCUGCUGCUACCAAAACAAAUUCUCCAACUGUGUCACAAACUUCAACCUCCACUGCUGAAUCUCCAACAGUGUCCAAGCCGGCUACUGUGACACAGACAUCUAGCGAGGAAGACAGUGUGAUGGUCUCCUCGAGUUCAGACUCGACUCAGACUACCAGUACAGUCAAAGAGACAAAAUCUGUUUCAUUUUCUUCUGAAGUGACAGUGACUCGCGUGGCACCGGUGGAAUAUCCUGCAGAGGAGUUAAAUUCAGGCCAGGAUGUAGACAUGAGGAUAGGCACCCAGCCACCUCUGUCUAGUAACCCCAGUGGAGAAAGUAGUGCAGCUUCAAUAGCAAGUGUGACUCCACCAAACUUUUACCUGGAGAACUCUGCCCUAACAAAGCAGGGCACUCCGGCUGAAGAAGCUAGUAAACCCAUGAAUCCAUCGGAGAUGCCCGAGGCUCUAAAAUCUCUAUUCUCGAUAAUUCCUAGUGUGAACUACAGUUACAUGAGCAACAUUAAGGACAAAAAUGAAAAGGACACAAAUGACCCUAACAAGAUAGAAACCUUCCCCACCUCUUCUGGGCAAUCCACAGUCAUGCAGAAAGAGGAAAAACUGGAGGAGAGUUUGACAAAGGAAAAGAAUAUGUUUAAUGUGUCUCUGUUGGACUUUGACUAUGGGGACUCCGACAGUGAUGGUGAAGAGUCCACAAAAACUCCACAGAGAAAACAAGGGGACGUAAAACGGGACAGCCUCAGUGUUUCUGUGGACGAGAGCAAUACAGAAGAAAAAUCUAGGACAGAAUCUAUAGGUGAAACAGCGAAAGAAAGGGACAGGGAAUUGAUGCCUCCACCCCCUCUACCAGUUGCUUUACUGAAGGAUAAUGGAACUCCACCCCCACCAGAAUCAGAGUUACCUCCCUUACCCCCUGAGCCUCCUCCCCCACUCCCAGAACAUGAACCAGAGGAGGAGAUCCAGGAAGACAAUAAAAAGAAGAAAAAGAAGGCUCCCAAGCCCCCACCAGAAAUUGUUCUUACUCCUACCAACCCAGUGGGCAAAGCAAUAUUGGAAGCUACUUACCAGAAACUAGAAUAUCAGAAAAUCCAUCAUAUGAAUGUUCCCCCACCUCCCUUACCCCCUCUGCCACUUCCACCAACAGGUGUUCCUCCUCCUACAGGUGUACCUCCACCUACAGGAAUCCCACCCCCUACUCUACCCCCAUUGUCAUCAAGUGUCCAGAACAUGUCUGGGCCACCAACAACAUCAAUUAUGCCCAUGCCGGGGCCGCCUCCUCCUUGCAUGCCUAUGCCAAGGCCACAAUCAGGAAUGCCCCCCAUAUCAGGGCCUCCUCCAAUGUCCGGUACCACACAGACUAUGCCCAUGCCAGGGCCUCCACAAUCAGGUAUGCCUCUCCUGGGGCCUCCUCCAAUGCCUAUCCAGGGCAUGCCACCACAAUCCAUGCCAUUGCCCAUGCAUAUGGGUCCGGGUUCAGAGGGACCACCCCCAAUCCAGGGACCCUCUCAGAUAACGCCCAUGGAGGACCAGCGGCAUAGACCACACAGACAAUACCCAGACAAAGGAUAUGCUGGCAAGGCCCAUUGGGAGGAUACAAGUUUGGUAGAUGAGGCCUUGACCUUGCCAUUAGAGGACCAGGAUUUCAGAGAUCGUGACUUCAGACAUGGGGAGGAUGUAGAUGAAAGGAAACGACCAUGGAAAGGCCAUAGACAGAAGUUUCCCCCACCCUGGGCCCAGGAUGUGGACCACAGACACCCGAAGGACACGGGUCCCCCUCCCGUGAUGUCGGAGGACAGGGACUUCCGACACUACUCCCACAGCAGAGACAGUGAUUACAGAGACUAUACUGACGACAGCAGACUAGAAUACACGGAAGACCAAGACUACAGGGCACAGGAACGAGGGCAUCAUCGGAGGCGGAAAAAACGACGGGGAGGCAGCCCAGAGACGUCGUCCUACAAAAAAUCCCGGCAACAAGAGAGAGACGGGCACUAUCACGGCAAAGGUGGUGACACUGACAAAGUAAAGACAGAGGAGGAACAGGGUUCUCAAGAAAAAGUGGGAAAUGAAUUACCCAAACCUGUUCCUCCACCGGGAGUGGUUUCUACGGAAGAGGACCCACCUGUGGGAAAGCCGGGGUCCUCUCAUCAGAAAUCCGCCCCUCCCAGGGUCCAGCCUGCCCCUCCCGGGGUAGAUGACUGGAAAUAAUGGCCAUUGUCUCUGUAUAAUGUUUGUUCUUUUUAAUUGUUGUGAAAGCUGUUUUGAACAACUGUGCAUAUAGUAUUAUUUUUAAUUCUACCUAAUUAUAAAUGUAUUUAAUGAUCUGGAAGACUAGCAUCGUUUUGGAUCUUUUUAGCCAUACAAGUGCAAUUUUUUGUGCAACUCCAGGUUUUUGUGUCGGGAGAAGCAAAUUUGGGGAAAUUCUAUUUGAAAGCUUGUGUCUUACAACCUGUGCACAGUUUGUGUUUUUUGAGGUCUGUCAUGAAUGAGCUCUUCUGACAGCGGUUUGAUACAAUCAUGAGACUAUAUUUUUACUGUCGGUAUCAGUCACCUGUUGUGAUGCCCCUGCUAUCUUUAUAACAUACUCCUGUAAGGGUGAACACUUAUAUACUCCAUCAUUGUGGUUUUUUGUUUUUUUGUUGUUUUUUUUUUUUUAAAUCUGCUCGUAUGGUGAACUCGUACUCUGCAUUUGGUGUUGAGUUUUAAAUGCUCUGUGACUGGAGCAAUGGGAUAGCAAUGAAAGGUAAGAUUCAUUCAUGUGGAAAUUUUACUGGCAUCAGCAUUCUCUGGUCCUGAUAGGCAAUCUAUGAGCAGACGUCACUGGUGGAAUGCCUUUAACACGGCUGCUGUGGUGUUCAUUUUGUGCUGCUCCCUAGUUGCAGCUGAAGAAUGGAAUAGAAUGUAUUUUGUUUAAAAUGACCUUGGAGCCUUCUUGAUGUGAAAUAUUGGUGUUCUCUCAUUAAAACUCUUAUGUAAUACCCCGAUAUAUUAUGAUUUGCCCAACAGCAAUGUAUAUGUAUUUGAAUGUAAAACCUUCAUAAGAAAAAUCAAUGAUUAAAACUUGGCUUUUUUCAACAUUCAUGUAAAGUCAAAUCAAUAUUGCCUAUUGUCUCAUUAGCCAUAAUUGUUUACCAUUUGCAUAGAACUUGUUGUCCUUUCAGUUCUAUACGUGGUAAUGGAUAAGAAUUAUCACUUUGUAGGAUUAAACCAGCAUGGACUCCCAUCCUGCUAAUGUAUGCCUACUACCUUACCCCCUACAAUCAGUUGUGUCCAAGGCUUUGUUUUCUGUUUAUUGUUGUUGAUGAAUUAGUUUCAAUAUUGAAUGGAGUAAUUGUUACGAUAUUUUUAGUUGCAGUGAUUGGUUUGAAUGGAAUAAAAACCAGUCUUCUGUUA